Molecule: messenger RNA, 639 nt
Organism: Prunus armeniaca (apricot)
Lineage: Eukaryota; Viridiplantae; Streptophyta; Magnoliopsida; Rosales; Rosaceae
Source: the annotation of a GenBank genome assembly
AUGGACGCUGGAGCGGCGGGCGUGAGUCUCGCCGCAGCCGCCGCGGACGAUCCGUUCAAGGGAUCGCCGUUCGCCGCCAUCUCCGAUUGGAGCUACGGCGUCUCGCGCCGUUAUCAGCACGUGCUCGACCGUACGACGCCGCACGUGCUGCACCGGUGGCUGGCGUGCCUGGGCGUGGCCUUGGUCUACGUCAUCCGCGUGUACCUGGUCCAAGGCUUCUACGUCGUGUCGUAUGGCUUGGGGAUCUACAUUCUCAACCUCCUCAUCGGAUUUCUCUCUCCUCAGGUCGACCCUGAGAUCCACGACCUCUCCUCCGACGGCCCCUCCCUUCCCACCCGCGGAUCCGAUGAGUUUCGACCCUUCGUUCGCCGCCUCCCUGAAUUCAAGUUCUGGUACUCUAUCGCGAAGGCAUUUUGCAUUGCUUUUGUUAUGACGUUCUUCAGUGCAUUUGAUGUACCUGUGUUCUGGCCUAUACUUCUCUUCUACUGGGUGGUGCUCUUCGUUCUCACUAUGAGGAGACAGAUAGUACACAUGAUCAAAUACAAAUACGUUCCCUUCUCCUUUGGGAAACAGCGGUACGAUGGAAAGAAAGCUUCUUCAUCUUCAACAGAGACCGCAGGCCUCCUCCCCAGGGACUGA